CUAAUAAUAUUAACCUAUAAGAUUAGCAAAUCCGGUUUAUGUUUACAUUUAUGUGAACACACACAUUUAUCUUAUUUUCUGGUUAAAAGUUUAUUUUGUCAAAAAAAAUCCUUGGCUAAGGUUUCUAUGUGAGCAUAGAAAUGCAAACAGUAAAAUGAUGUGUUUGUACUGGAAAUGUGUAUGUGUAUUUGCACAGUGAAUAAUGAAUCAGGAAGUCUUCAUUGUAAAAAAAUCUCCAUUCCCAAAUGAACAUUUUCUAGUUCCAUAUAUGACACACAGGGAAUACAAUGGAAUAGUGGAUUGCAAUAAGGUUAGUAGUAUACAACCUAAUAGUUAAAUAAUAUUUUUUUAAUCAUACCCUUACUGGGGGCUGAGCCCCCCUAAAAUGAAAAUCCUAGAAUCGCCCCUGCCCCCAUCUAGUGGUGAAAUUGUAUUUUGCAUUCAAACGAACAGUGCUCUCUAGCGCCUCGCUCUUCCAAAUAAGUGCUGCAACUACGGUAGCCGUUAUGAACAGCUGGUUCACGUGUUCUGAACGAAAACGCGUUGUGGAAACACCUUGGUAGGCUAGUGCUUUUUGUCCCUCUCUGCUAUUAUAGGUUAUCAAUAUGGUGGAAAGUCAUGGAAGCCUCCUUGGACUUACCCGUUCAAUGUAAGUAAAGAGAAGAAAUUCUAAGCUUACAAAGAAAAGUCAGAUCACUGGCAGAGGUCAUUUAACACCAACGAGGACAUAUUUAUGAAGACAUUGAUUUUGAUUAAUAAAACACUUCAAACCCUACUUACUGUCCCUUUAAGUAUUGGUUUAUACAACUUUUUCAGAUUUUUUUGUAUAUUUUCUAAAUUUUAAACCAUUGUCGCCUGGUGUUAGGGUUAGAGUUGGGUAAGGACGUCAUUUUAUGUAAAUCUAACCCUAAACCAAAGCGACAAUGGUAAGAAAAUAAAAAGAAGCAUUUGAGUAACCAAUAGAAAUUCGUGAUACGAUCACGAAAAAUGUGGAAAUUUGUGACAGUAUCACAAAAAAAAAAAUUAAGUGACUGGGCUGAGUAAAUCAUGACCAAAUAUUUUGGGUGACCUAUGCGCUUAAGGUCCCAAAAAUGGGUUUUGUUAGACUGUUUGGUUCAGUGAAGAACCUUCAACACCCUCCAUACUUUUCUGUUUCACAAAAGAUUCUUUGUAGUUGAAAAUGGUUUUAGACUAUAAAAACAUAAAAAAAGGAAAGGUUUCUUUUAAGAAUCUUUGACCUAAAUGGUUUCUUGGAGAACCAAAGAUGGCUCUUAUAUGCAAAUCUGCAAAGAACUGUUUUCUAAAACUUUCAUAAAAGUGUAUAAUCACAAAAUCCUCAUGCUUUAGCUCAUACCUGGUAUUAAGAAGGUAAAAGAGAUAAUUUCACUUUGCUGUCACUGAGACAAAGCAUUCCAGUGUCAGAUCUAUGACGGUUUAGCCUGCAGGGUUCGAAAACAGAAUUCCCUGUCACCGAUAGACCAGCUGAAAGAUGGAGCCGUGACUUCUUCCACAGCGUUCCCUGCACAUGCAAACACUUGUUUCUGAACUGAGGGUCACAGGUCACAUACAAUCACACCAGAGCAAGUUAACCAGAGCUUACGGCAAAAAUGCCUCUGAAAGUGAUAAAAAUGGCCCAGAUUUAUAUGUAUGAAAUGCCUUUGUAGUGAAUUCCUAUGCUUUUCUGCACUCUCAGAAAAUAAAGAACAAAAGUGGGGUGGUAUCUUUUCAAAAAGUACACUUUUGUACCUAAAAGGUGCAUAUCGAUACCUCAAAGGCACAUAUUGGUACUUUAGCCUAUAUCUGUACCACAUAUUAGGACCUUUUUAAAAGGUACCGUGCAACAUCUUUUUUUCUGAGGGUGUAUAAAUUUUCCUGUCUUUUUAUAGAAGGGGAGAGCGGGGCACAACCUAACGCUUUUUGGUUUUGGACCGUCUCUUGGCAGCGUGAAAAAAAAUACCCGAAAAACAAAAUGGUCAAUCUUGUGCAACAAGUCCGUGUAAACAGUCCGUGUUACAACUAACCCCGCGUUAGUUUUUGCCCUGCGCACCCCUACAUUUCAAAAACACAAUAUGGAUGUCCUCACCUUAUAUUGCGUUUUCUAAAGGAGAAUUGUCACAUUCAUAAAUUUAAAGAAAACUAAAUUAGACUAGCAAAAACGUUUUCACUGAGGGCCUUGUCAGAUGCAGAUAAACCUGUUACCGUAUACGUGCUAUACUAUUUCUAUCAAUGCUAAAAUACAUGGCAUCAUGGGGUUUAUUGCUGCAUUAACACGUACAUCUAUCUUUGAGGUAAAGUUGGAGUAUUUCUCUGUGGACAACAGUGACUAACACCCUGCUGACUCGACAUUGUGGUGGUGUUUUAAACAAGUACAAUACCCUGAUGACUAGAAUAGAUCAAUGUGACAAAGCUUGUAAAGAAAAUGCUAUAAGAGGUCAGGCCCUCUGAUCACCAUGACAACCGAUGCAGCAUCUCGUGGAAUGUCUCUUGUAAAACAAACUCAUCCUCAUAUAUCUUACGUCUGCCGUGUGGCGUAAAACCCCAAGACGAAUUACUAUCUCCCUGGCUUCAGUACUUUACCCAAAAAUAAAAACGCUGUCAUUUACACACCUUUAUGUCAUUCCAAAUAUGCACAGGUAGAUAAGUACUGCAACUUUUGUACUACUCUAUUAUAGUAUAACUCAUUGUUAGGUCAAAUAUACAAUGUUUGUGCGAUUAUUUAACCAAGCAGUUGGGUUUGUCCCUUUUUGACCCAAUGGUGGGUUGAAAAUAACCCUGCAUUCUUUAGAGUGUACUACUGUAUGACCAUUUAUGUGCAUAGUUCGCAUUGGUUAUUAAGCUCCUCUUGCUCUUUUUUUAUGCACACAAAAGGACAAAUCUUUACAUAAUGAUUUUCAAUACAGUUUUAUGAUCUGUCAAGAGCUCAUAUUACAUUAACAGUGCAAAAGUUUGUGGGUUUGAUCCCAGGGAACACGCAUACUUAUAAAAAUGUAUAUAUUGUACAACACUUUAACCCCAAAAAGGGCAGGACCAUAAAGAGAGAGAUAUAUUUUCUGUGUUAUUGGGACACAAUAAUACAAUUUGAUCUUUUAUUUGAAAUCGUGACUUUUAAUUUUGAUUUAAAUGUUUGUAUCCCCCAGGAUACAUUGAACCAUUUGGGGGUAUAAAGUCAUAAAAAACUGAAUUCUUGCACUGUAAAAAAUACUUUGCUGCCUUAAAAUGUUUUUUGAAUCAACUCGGAUUUAUAAGUCAUUUCAACUUACUAUUAUUUAUCUUGACUAGAGAUGAGUUGUUAUAACUACAGGUGAGUUGUUAUAACUUAAAAAAUUAAGUUGACUUUUCUCAAGUAUAUUUUAUAAGUUGUGAGUGUUCUCUGUUAACAUGACUUGCAAAUCUGAGUUGAUUUAACAAAAAAAUUUAAGGCAGCAAAGUAUUUUUUACAGUGUGAUAAAUAAGAGUAACUGUGGGUUCACACUAGCCGCGUUUGAGGCGUCAAAUUCGAGUCUACCGCAUCUAGUUUGCCGCUUGAACAUUUUGAGUUUACUCGCUUCAUUCGCGCGUGAAAGCCGCGCAUGAAAUUCUAGUCAUCGAGACAUUCAUGCGGAAAUUCGCGGCAUGGGAGGGGCUUCUGCGACUCCGCUCACUUCCUGUAAUAACGUCACCACUAGAGCAAGCUCCUGAUUGGUUAACGGCAAAGUUCAAAUUUUUCAACCCGCGCAUUUGCCCCGGCAAAGCUCAAUUCGCGCUAUUCGCGUGAACUAGACACGCGAAUGAGGCGGAAUCGCGUCUUUUGCGCCGUGCUAAACGCCUCAAUCGUGCCACGUGACCUCCAGACGUGCAUCAACGCGUCUUCACAUUGACUUAACAUUGAAAUCACUCGCGCUUGACGCCUCUACCGCGGCUGGUGUGAACGCAGAAUAGGUUACCCCGCUACACUGCAAAAAAUAAAUGUUUUACUUAGUAUUUUUGUCUUGUUUUCUAGUAUAAAUUAUCUAAAACUUCUAAAAAUGAAAAAUAAACUUAAUUCCAGUUUUUACUUAACUUAAUAAACUCAAUUUAAGUUUAUUUUUCUUACACCACUGGCAGAUAUUUUUACUUGUUUUAAGCUUAAAUUUCAUAAUUUAUUUCAGAAAACAAGACUUUGAAUCUUAAGCAACUUUGCUUAUCAAGUAAAUGUAUCUCAAUUUAAGAAUUUUUAUAUAUUUUUAUUGAAAAACAAGACAAAAAUACUAAGAAAGAAAAUCUUUUUUUUCAGUGUACAAGAAGCCAUGUUGUUUAUAAGGGCUGCCUGUCAGCUAAACAAAGAAAGUAUACACAAAGUUACCUGACCUAAGUAUUCACAACAAACACCUUUUUAACUUGAUACCAAGAAAUGAGGCUCACACUUCCUCUGUCUCUCCCCAUAACCUCUCAAAUGUUUGUGUCCCCCAUUAAGGAUAUGUCACUCUAAAGGGUUAAGUCACUCGGCCAAAUGCAUGAAUGUAAAGAUACAGAACGGACAUGUCAUUUGAAAUAUGUGGUGUCGAUUUGAUCAAAAUUUAGUUUAAAUAAAUUCAUGUUUAAUUCAAGUCAAAUUACAUUUCAGUUUUCCCAUGCAAAGUUAUUGUAUGACUUCAGAAGAAAUAUAUAUUUUUUUAUAUAAAUUAUACAUAAAUAUACAAAUGUAUAUACACAUGUAAACAUUUCUUAAAUAUAUACAUGCAUGCGUGUGCAUUUACCUAACAAAGUUAUUAUACACAGUUAACACACAUAUGAUGUAAACAAAAACUUUUAUUCUGCUAUAGAUUAAUCGCGAUUAAUCGUUAUGCAUCCAUAAUAUUUUUGUAUAGUUAUUUCUACCCCUAAGAGAUGUUUUUGGUCCUUUUUGGAGAUGCCAUCACUUUGUAUUGUUAUUACAUGUUAAAACACAUGCCUAAACGGUUUGUUAGAUGCAUACAAGUUUGUGUUCCUUAGAAAGUGGUUUACAACAACCUAAAGUGAUUUUGGGGGGUGAAUUAUACUGUGCAUGUAUGUGAGUAUAGUAUUUAUAGUAUUGCAGCACAUUGCAGUUCAUUCUCUAUGCAGUCUGGGGGAGUAAAGCAAUGCUAAAUUAUUUGGUGGUCCCUCCUCCAAUUUAAAAAAAAAGUGGGAGGGGAAAGUUCCAGACACAGCCUGAGGACCUCGUCUACUUCUGUUCACUCAGAUGAAACCUCACUUCACUUUAGAUUCAUCUUCACUCCCUCAUCACAUUCUCUCUCACACACACUGACACCCUUUACCUGCGUAAAACAUAACCUGAGGAACACACCUGGACAGGUUGCUUGUGACCUGAGGCUUUUCUGGCAACGGUGAGUAACUCAUAUUUUUAUAAAAUGUAUACAAUUCUGUGUACUGGGAAAAAAAUAAACAACAUUAAAAUUGUAUGUUGUUUAAGGAGUGCCAGCCAUGUCUUCCACAUUGAGCUGGUCCCUGUUGUGUUUGGGUUUCCUGGGCAUCUGGGCUCAAGAAUUUUACGAAGAAAGAACCGGACCGACCCGAGUGAAGACGAGGGGACCAACUGCAACCCUUCUGCAGAAACAUGAUGGUCAAGCCAUCUUGGAUGAGGACUGCGGACUGGAGUUGGCCUUUCUCUUGGACAGCUCUGAGACCGCCAAAGACAACCACCAGCAGGAAAAACAGUUCGCUAUGGACAUUACAGAAGGUCUACAAAGCAUUCGUUUAAAUACCGGUCGCAAACUCAGUUGGAGAGCGGCUCUUCUUCAGUACAGCAGUCAUGUCAUUAUCGAGCAGACCCUUAAACAAUGGCGAGGCACAGAGAAUUUCAAGCACAGUAUCGCACCCAUGGCCUACAUCGGUCAUGGGACCUACACCACCUACGCCAUCACCAACAUGACCAAGAUAUUCCUGGAAGAGUCCACCCCAGACAGCAUUAAGAUUGCCUUGCUGCUGACAGACGGCACCUUUCAUCCCAGGAACCCUGAUAUCUUCUCAGCUAUGGCUGAUGCAAAGAAUCAGGGUGUGAAGGUCUUUACUAUUGGCAUCACUCGUUCUGCUAAUGACCCGGGCAACGUUGCAAACCUGAGACUGCUGGCCAGUACGCCUUCAGCCAAAUUCCUUUAUAAUCUGCAGGAUAUAAAUGUCAUGGAGAAAGUCAUCACUCAGAUUGCUCAACUGGCAAAUGAUGGGUGUGCUCUGGCCCCAAAGUGUGCUUGUGAGAAAGGAGAGCGUGGACCCAGUGGCCCUGCGGGCAAAAAGGGUCGCCCAGGUGAGGACGGAGCCCCCGGGCUCAAAGGUCAAAAGGGUGAAUCUGGUUUGAGUGGACUACCUGGGCGUGAAGGCGCAGAGGGUAAACCCGGUUACAAAGGAGAGCAGGGUGAACGAGGAGAAUGUGGUACUCCAGGAAUCAAAGGAGACCGGGGUCCUGAAGGUCCUGUUGGCAUUCAGGGGUCUAGAGGUCUGCAGGGUAUAGCAGGACCACAGGGUGACAUCGGACCAGAGGGACCACAGGGCAAGAAGGGUGAGCGCGGCCCUCCGGGUCUACCUGGAAUUCAAGGCGACAGUGGAAUUGGACUUCCUGGACCGAAGGGAGACUUGGGAUUUCAGGGUAGACCAGGUCCACCGGGUCCACCUGGCAUUGGCGAGCCGGGUCUGCCUGGUCCUCAAGGGCCACAGGGUGUUCAAGGCGAGAAAGGACCACAAGGAGAGGGUUUUCCGGGUCCAAAGGGGGAUCGAGGCUUCGAGGGGCCGAGAGGACCAAGAGGACAAUCGGGCCUUGGAAUCAAAGGCGACAAGGGCGAGCUGGGGCAACCGGGUUUGCCAGGGCCAAUUGGGCUCCCAGGGAUUGGAAUUCAGGGAGAAAAGGGUGUUGAAGGUCCAAGAGGGCCACCAGGAGGUAGAGGGGUACCAGGAGAGGGCUUACCUGGACCCAAGGGAGAACAAGGUUUGCCAGGAGAGAUGGGAGCCCCGGGAGAGAGAGGACAUGGAGAACCUGGACCAAAGGGUGACCCUGGUUCUUCUGGGCUGGCUGGAGUACCUGGGCUUCCCGGAGAGGAUGGUGCACCAGGACAAAAGGGUGAACCUGGAGUCACAGGUUUUAGGGGACCUGAGGGUGCACCAGGAAUUGGUACUCAAGGAGAGAAGGGAGACCAGGGCCAACGUGGGGUUCGAGGGUUGCCAGGUCCUCCUGGCAUAAGUGGCCCCUCAGGAGCAAAGGGAGAGCCGGGUAUACCAGGAAGGCUCGGAAUGCCAGGAUCACCUGGGCGAGCUCUUGCAGGAGCCAAGGGUGACGUGGGUCCCGCAGGACCUCCAGGACCUAUUGGAGAGACUGGUUAUGGUCUACCUGGUCCGAAGGGUGAUCGAGGUAACGCAGGCCCACCCGGGCCAUUCGGGCCUAAAGGUGAAGGAUUCCCUGGUCCGGUGGGUCUGCCUGGUUUACCAGGCCCACCAGGUGAGCCCGGCCCAGAGGGGAUUGGUCUUCCUGGACCAAAGGGAGACAUUGGAUUCAGGGGUUUACCUGGUUUGCCAGGACCCCCUGGUGAAGGAGUGCAAGGACCACCAGGCAACAUGGGAAGAGCAGGUCCUCCAGGGCCACACGGGCCCCCAGGGGAGGGUAUUCAGGGACCCAAGGGUGAUCAGGGAGCUCCAGGAGUGACCGGGCCAAGGGGUCCAUCAGGAGAGGGACUUCCAGGGUCCAAGGGUGAUCGUGGUUUUCCGGGCGAGAGGGGAACUAAAGGUGGCAAAGGUGACAUGGGUGACCCCGGGACCCCUGGACUAUCUGGAAGACAAGGAAUCAAGGGCGAGGCAGGCCUGACGAGAGAGGAUAUAAUCAAGCUGAUAAAAGAGAUCUGUGGAUGCGGCAUCAAGUGUAAGGAGAGGCCGAUGGAGCUGGUGUUUGUGAUCGACAGCUCGGAGAGCGUGGGUCCAGAAAACUUUGAGAUCAUCAAGGACUUUGUCACAGCGCUGGUGGACCGCGUCACGGUGGGCCGCAACGCCACGAGAAUCGGCCUGGUUCUCUACAGCUUAGAAGUCCAUCUGGAGUUUAAUCUGGCCAGAUACAUGACGAAGCAGGAUGUGAAGAAGGCCAUCAGGAACAUGCCGUACAUGGGAGAGGGCACCUACACGGGCACGGCCAUCCGUAAAGCCACGCAGGAAGCUUUCUACAGUGCCCGGAACGGUGUCAGGAAAGUUGCCAUCGUCAUUACAGACGGACAGACGGAUAAAAGAGAACCUGUUAAACUGGAUAUUGCCGUGCGUGAGGCUCAAGUGGCUAACAUUGAGAUGUAUGCACUGGGUAUAGUUAACACCUCUGACCCAACACAAACCGAGUUCCUUAGAGAGCUUAACCUCAUUGCCUCAGACCCUGACAGUGAGCACAUGUUUCUCAUUGAUGACUACAACACACUGCCAGCUCUGGAAUCUAAGCUGGUGAGUCAGUUCUGUGAGGAUGAAAAUGGAGCCCUCAUCUACAACCGCGUCUCCAACGGGCUUAAUGGAAAUAAUGGAUACGGCUAUAACAACGGCUAUGAAGAUAACGCCUUUGCAAGCAGAUUUCAGGAAACAGUGGACAGAACUCAGAGUCACACCAGAGGCAGAGGACACACCGUACCUCUUCCUAUCAACCCCGGCCCUCUCAAAACACAGGUGGACAAAGAUGACUUUGAAGGGGAAGACCUUGACAUAAAAACCCAAAGUCAAGGCGGAGGCACCAUUGUUGUUGUCAAUAAGACUGUUCAGCCCGUCCAGCCAGGAACCAGUACAUCUUCAUCUUCUUCAUCUACAUCAUCUUCCUCUACCUCAUCAGUAUCUACAUCAGUAUCAUUAUCCUCAUCAGGGUCAGUAAACGUGAACACAAAGCCUCGUCCGGUUGUGAUUAAAGAGUCAUUAGUUCCUCUGGAUCCACGAUGUCUGUUGACUUUAAGUCAAGGUUCCUGUAGAGAUUACAACAUCCGCUGGUACUACGACAAGCAGGCAAACUCUUGUGCACAGUUCUGGUACGGAGGCUGCCAAGGCAACGAGAACCGUUUCCAAACAGAGGAAGAGUGCAAGAAGACGUGUGUCCUCGCCAGUAAAGCUGGUUAACAUGGAUGAAGAUCUCACCUCAGGCACUCUACACUGAACCUUCAAAAAUUAACUUUGAAGGUCUCCAAUGAUGGAUGUGAUAGAACACUCACUCCUUUAAUUAUUUGAUGAGAUACUAGCAUCAUAAAAUUGUUUCACCAGCUUUAAACCUGUCCAAGCAAUACUCAAGCCAAAUAACAAAAUUACCAUGAUAUACUCACCCUCAAGCAAUCCAUCAUCUUUCAGACGAGCACGUUUGGAGUUAUUUUAAUAAAUGUUCUUGCUUUUCCAAGCUUAUAUAAGUAGGAAACAGGGAUCAGGCAACAACUUCUGACUUUGAAGCCCAAAAAAAUGUAUCCAUCCUUCACAGAGGUAAUCCACACGGCUCCAAGGGGU
Molecule: messenger RNA, 9429 nt
Organism: Misgurnus anguillicaudatus (oriental weatherfish)
Lineage: Eukaryota; Metazoa; Chordata; Actinopteri; Cypriniformes; Cobitidae
Source: RefSeq, a predicted model, not a curated record